CUCAAUCCCUCUCUCCGUUACAGAUUCUCAUCGGUUUGUAAGGCGCUCCGGCUGAGGGUGUGAGGCGGGGGCCUUCAAUGCUCAUAGGGCCCUGGGUGGAGAUACGGGCACAGUGUGCAAAGAAGAAUGGAACUCAACCCAGCAAAGCCAAAAGUUCCAGCUUUCCUUUCCAACCUUGGGAAAGCUACCCUUCGAGGCAUCCGUAAAUGCCCGCACUGUGGUACUUAUAAUGGGACCCGUGGCCUGAGUUGUAAGAAUAAGAGCUGUGGAACAGUAUUCCGUUAUGGCAGCCGAAAACAAGUUAGCAAGGAUGCAGUGAAAUUGAUAACAGGGUCUGAUAUGCAAUUAUUCUCUGUGCGGCAGAGGGAUAGAGGGCAUGAUCACAGAUGUUUGGUUGUGUUGGGUAUGUCAGAGACAACCAUCCAGACCACAGAAGGCACUUUGAUUACUCAUAUAAGCUCAGGCCGUUGCUUUGCCCCAUCCUGCCUCAAAGCUGUGGCUCGUGGCAUGGUGGAAAACCAGUGCCAGCACAUCAAACUGGCUAUGAACUGUCAGAAUAAUGCACAGCCACUGCCACUGAAAAGUGCAGUGCUAAAUGCGAUGCAAAUUCCAGCAGAGACCAAGCAAAACAUAUGGCAGCUUGCCAAUGAAUCAACAGGGCCGUUGGUGCAGAGAAUUACUAAGUCUAUCCUUGUGGUUCGAUGUAAGACAAGUCCGCAGCACAGCUUAGGAUACCUCCAUGUGUCCUUCACACAGAAGAUAGGUCCACAGAAUGAGGUAGGGCAUGUCUUCCAGUGCUCAUGCCAAUCUCAAAAAACAGGCAAAACCGCAGCAACAAAGCCUGAACUGGAGGAGAAAUGUAUCCACUACUAUGCUUGCCUGGGAGCCUUUGCCAGUGAUGAAGCUUUGGCUGAAGAGUUCACCGAGUUCUUCUGCUUUUUGUCCUCUGGUCUAAAGGAAGUCACUGUUGCUGCAUCAGAAUGCAAAAUGGAAACUUCAGAGCAAGUACAAGCAUCUGCAGAGUUCAAACCAAAGAAACGAAAAAAGGAUGAGGGUGUUGGUACUAAUUCAAAUGUUCAGGACACAGUAGUCAACAGUGUGAGAAAAAAUGUACCAAAAAAGCCAGCAAUUAACCCUACUGUGAAGAGACAAGGUUGUAAUCAGCUGUUGGAUGAAUCCCAGGUGUCACUGUCCUUCCAGGAAUGGCUGGCAAGCGUAACAGAGAGAAUCCACCAGACAAUGCACUACCAGUUUGAUGGGAAGCCAGAACCGUUGGUAUUCCAUAUACCCCAGUCCUUUUUUGAUGCUCUUCAGCAGAGGAUUUCUUUAGGGAACACAAGAAAGAGGCUUCCGAACUGUACCACAGCUUUUGUCCGAAAAGACGCCCUUCCACUGGGAACCUUCUCCAAAUACACAUGGCACAUAACCAACAUCUUGCAGGUUAAACAGAUAUUUGAUUCUAUAGUGAUGCCCCUUGAAAUUACCAGAAGUUUUGUACAAAACAGAGAUGGGACAUAUGAGCUGUUUAAAUGUCCCAAGGUAGAAGUGGAAAAUAUUGCUGAAACGUAUGGACGAAUGGAAAAGCAACCAAUACGGCCCCUUGAACUUAAAACUUUUUUGAAAGUUGGUAAUACCUCACCUGACCAGAAGGAACCCACCCCAUUCACCAUAGAGUGGAUUCCAGACAUUCUACCUUUGUCUAAAAUUGGAGAGCUGCGUAUUAAAUUUGAAUAUGGCCAUCAUCGGAUUGGACCUUCUGCUGAAUUCCAGGAGCCUCCUCCCCAUCUGGAGCACACUCUAGAAAUCACGCCGCUUACCACAAUUACGUUUGACUGAUCCUGAUUACAUGUACAUGCAGUCUUUACAGGAACUAAUUUAUUUACACAGUCUCGUGUAGUGAACGGAAUGUGGGUUGGACGGUCCGAACAUUUUAUGCAAACUUUUCGAAGGGUGCAUCUAUUAGUAAAUGGAUUACAAUUGUCUCUGCACAAUAAUACUGCCUCAUCCAUAAUCAGUCUCUAAUUAUGCUGCUGUCUUACUCUCUGACUCUACCUUCUGCAUUGUUAUGCAUAAACAGUGCUGUAAGGAUUAAUAAUGGAUCCCUAAACUUUUUCAUUUAUGGAUUACUGUGGAACUAGAGACUGACCACUGCAGGAUCUAGAUUUUUUUUAAUUUUAUUAUUAUUUAAGGACAUUGUUUUUCACUUGCCAUGUUAGUUGCAAUUAUCAAAAGAUAGAAUAUUUAAAUUGCAUUGAACAACCUAAAACAAUUGCAAAUAUGUUUAUUUAAUUGUUUUUGCUCUUCCGAUAUUUGUUUCUCUUCUGAUGCAUAUUCUAUAGGGAACAUUUUAGAGAGCUGAUUUCCGCACAUGAGGUUUAGCUUCAUCAUUUCUUUAAUGGCAACAUUGUUAUCAUGUGACUGUAUCCUAGAGCUUCUAUGCUGUUCUUCUUAAUGGCAAAUGGAACUGUAUUUAUAACAAAGGGAACCACACCCAGGGCAUAUAGUCUUUUCAGUUGCUAAUUGUAUACUCCAAUCUGUUGAUACUAUUGGGCAUAUUUAUGAAAGUGCGAGCGGACAUUAUACGAUGUAUACGCUGUCGGCAUUUAUCAUUGCACAAGGAGUUCACCAGAACUGCUUGUGCAAUACCGCCCCCUGCAGAUUCGCGGCCAAUUGGCCGCUAGCAGGGGGUGUCAAUCAACCCGGUCGUAUUCGAUCGGGUUGAUUUUUGUCCGCCGCCUCAGAGCAGGCGGACAAGUUAUGGAGCAGUGGUCUGAAGGCUCGCCGGAAACAAGGGGCAUCAAGCUCCAUUCGGAGCUUGAUAAUUCGGCACCCCCUAUAUUUAUAAAUACCUCUUAUAUUGAGUAUAUGUAUUAAAAAAUUACUCAUCUCCCCAUAGAAGCAAGCUCUAUCUUAGCAAAUGGAUUGGAUGCAUGAGUGAUGUUAUAAAUUAUUUCUGCACACGUUGGUGCUGAUAUUAUUUCAGACAUAUCUAAAUUUCAACAGGGAUGAGGAAAUGGACAUUUAUAGCAUACUUUGGUAUUUCAGUGAAUGUGAAUUAACUUUUUAAACCUUUAUAGUCUUAAAAGGUAAAUCUAGCAACAAAUGAGUUACAAUAUUUUAUACACAAUAGCUUUGUCAUAUGCUCAAAAUAAUCUAUUUAUUAUUUGUUGCUGCCCUAACUUGCACUCAACUAAAUCAUAAUUUCUAGAUUCACAAACUGGUGAGCUUUUGUAUGAUAUGUUAUAUGUACCUAUUAACUCUCUAAGUUUGGUAGCGCUAGAAUUCUCCUGAGAACUAUGAAUGUGCCAAAACUGUAGAAAUUGCCCAGCCAUGAAUUUAGACCACAGCAAAUCCAAAGGAAGAUUGUAUAACUGAUGCUAUUCAAAUGCAUUUUCAGCAAAAGAAAGAAACUUCCGUGUUAGUAUUGAGGUAAUUUAAAUAUGGAAAAAAGUCACCAUGAAAACUGGAUAUUCUUAAAAGUUUCUUAGAAACAACUAUUAAACCUUUAUUUUGGUGAUGUUUUUUUUUUUAUAUAUACUAAAAACCCUUUGAUAAUAUUAAUAAAAUGGCACUGUGGAAAUGAAGGGCCUACCUGUGUGAAAAAGCCAUUUGUUUAAUUACUAACCUUUUCAUUGAUGACUGCUCACUCCCUUUCUAAAGCACUUUCUUAUUAUUCAAUCUCUUUCUGUUUUUAAAGGAUAUAUUUAUUUUGUGUAUUUGUUUUCUUAUAUAAAAAUAUAUUGCUUCA
Messenger RNA from Bombina bombina (fire-bellied toad), 3748 nucleotides. RefSeq names its product chromosome 6 C2orf42 homolog (gene C6H2orf42). The coding region runs from base 127 to 1836 and encodes 569 amino acids. Lineage: Eukaryota; Metazoa; Chordata; Amphibia; Anura; Bombinatoridae. The transcript is spliced from 9 exons. The record is from RefSeq and is a predicted model, not a curated record. Gene Ontology annotation, cellular component: nucleus.